GACAGACCAAGCGGUCCUCCUUCUCUUCCUGCUUUAGUCCCCUCUGUCUUACCUCCUGUGUCCACUCCUUAUUUCCCACCUUUAACUCGAUCUGGAUUUGUCCCUUCCCUCCUUCCUUGAGGAUUUAACUUGACCGUUUGGCUCAGCGGUAACUAACUUUUCACAGCUGGCGGCCUGGUGAUGGCGGAGGGCGUGCGUCCUGAGGAUUACUGCGACGAGCCGGUGGAAGAUGAGUUCGGAGAGAUCAUCAAGUGUCGGUCUGAUGAAAGAGAAGACGUUCAGAAGAAGACUUUCACAAAAUGGGUCAACUUGCAGUUGUGUAAGACAGGAAAGCCACCUGUGGAGGACCUGUUCUCAGAUCUGUGUGAUGGACGACGCCUGCUGGAGCUGCUGGAGGGCCUCAUAGGACACGAGCUAGUGAGACUGGAGAAAGGGACUAGCCGUGUUCACUCACUUAACAAUGUCAACCGUGCUCUGCAGAUCUUGCAGAAGAACAAUGUUGAUUUGGUGAAUAUUGGAGCGGCAGACAUCGUUGAUGGGAAUCACAAACUGAUUCUCGGGCUCAUCUGGAGCAUUAUUCUCCACUGGCAGGUAAAGGAUGUGAUGAAGGAUGUGAUGGCGGGCCUACAGCAGACCAACAGUGAGAAGAUUCUGCUGAGCUGGGUUCGUCAGAACACACGGCUGUACCCUCAGGUGAAUGUGGUUAACUUCUCCAGUAGCUGGAAUGAUGGAUUGGCCUUCAACGCCCUCAUCCACAGCCACAGGCCGGAGCUGUUCGAUUGGAGCGCGGUGGAGAAGAAGACGUCGGCGAUCGACAGGCUGGAGCACGCCUUCAGUAAGGCCGAGCAGCACUUGGGCAUCGAGAGGCUCCUGGACCCCGAAGAUGUGGCCGUCUCGCACCCCGACAAGAAGAGCAUCAUCAUGUACGUGACGUCGCUCUUCCGGGUUCUCCCCCAAAUCGUUUCCAUAGAGGCCAUCCAGGAGGUGGAGUCGCUGCCGUCGGCGACCACGGCCGGCGUCUCCCGCGUGACAACGGAGGAACACUAUCAGAUCCAGACUCAGCAGCGCUUCUCUCAGCAGAUCACAGUGAGUGUGGCUCAGGGGCGCGUGCGGAGCCCCUCCCCUCAGCCUCGCUAUAAAAGCUAUGCCUACACCCAGGCUGCAUAUGUCAAGUCACCAGAGCAAAAGAGGAGACGUUUUACUGAGCAGUUCCUGACCCGCAACCAGGAGGAGCUUCAGCGGGGCCUCAGUCCUCUGCCUCCUGGAUCCACCAGCCUGGAGAGCUACCAGGCUUCACUAGAGGAGGUGUUGACGUGGCUGCUGUCGGCAGAGGACGGCCUCCACGGCCAGCCCUCCAUCACCACCCAUGUGGAGGAGGUGAAGGAGCAGUUCCACACGCAUGAGGGCUACAUGGUAGAGCUGACCACCCAUCAGGGCAGCGUGGGACGCGUCCUGCGGGCCGGCGCCGCCCUGCUGGCAGAGGGUAACCUCAGUGAGGACGAGGACUCUGAGGUCAGGGAGCAGAUGAACCUCCUGAACUCCCGCUGGGAACACCUGAGAGUAGCAAGCAUGGAGAGACAGAACAGACUCCAUGAAGUCCUGAUGGAGCUGCAGAACAAGCAGCUGCAGCAGCUCACCGAGUGGCUGGACGUCACAGAGGCUCGCAUCAAGAAGAUCAGCGCUCAGCCGCUCGGUCCCGACCUGGAGGACAUCAAGCACCAAGUGGAGGAGCACAAGCUCCUCCAGGAGGACUUGGAGAUGGAGCAGGUGAGGGUGAAUUCUCUGACCCACAUGGUGGUGGUUGUCGACGAGAACACCGGAGACAGCGUGACUGCCGCCUUGGAGAGCAAACUCCAGGUUCUCGGUGACCGCUGGGCAGCAAUUUGCAGAUGGACAGAAGAGCGCUGGAUUCUGCUUCAGGAGAUUCUGUUAAAAUGGCAGCACUUCACUAACGAACAGUGUUUGUUUGACUCCUGGCUGACUCAAAAGGAGGAGCUGGUUCGCUCCACCAAGACCUCCAACCUCAAAGACCAGGCAGAGAUGGCGGCCUGUUUGCACCGUCUGUCUGCGCUGAAGGGAGAACUAGAGGCCAAGCUUCCCACCAUGGAUAAGCUGUGCUCUAUGAGCCAGGAUCUGUUGUUCAGUGUCAAGAACAAAGAAGUCGCCUCCAAACUGGAGGCCAGAUUGGACAGCUUUGCUCAGCGAUGGGACCGACUGGUCCAAAAUCUGGAGAUGAACAUCUCCCAGCUUUCCUCGGCUGCCGGUGCGACCAAGCAGUCUGAGGCGACCCAGUCGGUCACAGAGACCGUUACCAAGGUGACCACCAGGGAGAAGGUGUCAGCUUGGCGCCACACUCGAGAGUCGCCGCCGCCUCAGAAGAAGAGACCAGUGGUGGUGGAUUCUGAGCUCAGGAAAAGGUUUGACGUGGACUUCACAGAGGUGCACAGCUACAUGACCCGCGGCGAGGCCAUCCUGCAGAGCCCCGAGUUCUCCGUGUCGCGCAAAGACGGCAGCCUUCAGGAGCUGCACGACAAAGUCCAGGCCAUAGACCGAGAGCGGCCAGAGAAGUACAGGAAGCUCCAGGAGGCGACGCGCACGGCACAGACGCUCGUCGAGCAGGAGGGGAGCCGAGCCGACGACAUCGCUCAGGCAGCCGACCAGCUGAACCAGCGCUGGGCGGGAUUCUGCGUCCUACUGGCGGACCGCCUGACAUGGCUGGCCUACCAAACAAAGGUUUUGGCCUUUUACAGCUUGUAUGAGCAAUGUGAGCAGGCAGUGGACAGCAGUGAGAACUGGCUCAAGGUGCAGGCGCCUCCAGCGUCGGAGCCAGAACCUCUCAAAGUGCAACUGGACCGAUGUCGGGAGGAGAUUGCUCGCCUGUCCUCCCUCCAGCCCCAGGUGGACCUCCUGGAAAAGCGUCUGAAGGAGCUGAAAGACGAAAAGGAAGGCGAGGAGGACCCGUCUGCCUUUCUGGAUGCCGACAUCACUGCCUUCAAAGAACACUACCACCAGGUGCUGGAGGAUCUGCGGGCCAGAGAGAGGCAGCUACAGCUGGUUUUGGAAAGCUUGCCCCCAGCUCGAUAUAAGGAGACCAUAUCUGCAUUGUUGGCAUGGUUACAGCAGUGUGAAGCCAAACUUUCCAUCCCAUCAACAGCUGUUACAGAGUAUCCCAUUAUGGAGCAGAGACUCAAGGAUCUUCAGGCUCUCCAGGCGGCCUUGGCUGAACACCAGGGCGAGGUUGACUACCUGACAUCAGCUGUUGAACAGGUCUUUCAGAAAGCUCCACCAGACAUCAGCCAAAAGUAUCGCCUAGAGAUAGACGCCAUAAUGGCCCGCUGGAGACGACUGGGCUCCACUCUGACAGACAGCGUCCAGAGAAUCCAGGAGCUCAUGGCCAAACUGAUGCAGUUUGAGAAUGACGUGAAGACUCUGAAAAAGUGGAUGGCAGAUGUGGAUGUGUUUCUGAAUGAGGAGUGGCCCGCUCUGGGAGACUCUGAGGCUCUGGAGAAACAGUUAGAACAGUGCACAGCUCUGGUGAAUGACAUCCACACCAUCCAACCCAGCGUGAACGGAAUCAACGAAGUGGGUCUGUACCUUAAGAAAGAAGCAGAGCCACCCUUUGCCAUCCACAUCCAGAAAGAACUGGAUGACCUGAACAUGCAGUGGGAGAAUGUAUGCAAACAGGCCUAUGCAAAGAAGUCGGCCUUGAAAGGGGGCCUUGACAAGACCAUGGCGUUGAGGAAAGAGAUGCAGGAAAUGCAAGAAUGGAUAAACCAGGCCGAGGAAGACUAUCUGGAGAGAGACUUCACAUACAAGACACCUGAGGAGCUACGCAAGGCAGUCGAGGAGCUCAAGAGGGCGCAGGAGGAGGUCCACUCCAAGGAGCAAAAGGUCAAACUCCUGACGGACAGCGUCAACAGUUUCAUCGGCAAGGCCCCGCCCACUGCCCACGAUGCAUUGCGCUCGGAGCUGGACAUACUAACAGCCAACUACCAGCGUUUGUGUAGCCGCCUGGAUGGAAAAUGUAAAACUCUAGAGGAGGUGUGGGCAUGCUGGUGCGAGCUGCUGUCCUACCUGGAGCAGGAGAACGCCUUCCUGGACCAGCUAGAGCAGAAACUGGACGACGUGGAAAACCUGCAGGGGGGAGCGGAGAAGCUGCAGGAGGCGCUGGAUAGCCUUGAGGUUCUUCUGCAACACCCAGAGGACAACAGGAACCAGAUCCGAGAACUGGCCCAGACUCUGAUGGACGGAGGGGUUCUGGACGAACUGAUUCAGCAGAAACUGGACGCAUUCAACACCCGAUGGGACGAACUCAUGGCGAGGGCGGCGCUUAGGCGGAAGGAGCUGGAGCAGAGUCUGCAGUGGGCCCAGGAGAACGACAAGACUCUCCGACAAAUCCAGGAGUCUCUGGCGAACACGGACCGCCACCUCACCGCCUACCAGGCCGACCAUAUCGACGCCCAGCAGAUACCGCAGGAGGCACAGAAAAUCCAGACAGAGUUGAAUGGCCAUGAAGUGGCUCUGGCAGACAUGAGGAAGAAGAACCAGGAUAAGGAUCCUUCGCACCGGAUUGUGGGACAGAUAGACCUAACUCAGAAAAUGCUCGGCGACGUCUGGACCAAGUUCCGCCUCUUCCAGAAGCCGGCCAACUUUGACUCCCGCCUGGCCGAGUGCGAGCGCGUGCUGGCCGGGGUCAAAAGCCAGGUGGGGUUGCUGGACAUCCGCAGUGUGGAGCAGGACGUGGUGCAGUCGCAGCUGGACCAGUGCAUGAAACUGUACAAGACCCUGAGCGAAGUGAAGGGGGAGGUGGAGACAGUGAUUAAAACAGGGAGACAGAUCGUCCAGAGGCAACAGACGGAGCAACCCAAAGAGCUGGACGACAGAGUGACCACCCUGAAACUGCUCUACAACCAGCUUGGAUCGCAGGUGACUGAGAGCAAACUGGAGCUGGAGAAGAGUCUGAAGUUGUCCAGGAAGUUGCGUAAGGAGCUGAACGGGCUGACGGAGUGGCUCGCCGCUACCGAUGCCGAGCUUACCAGGCGCUCCGCCGUGGAGGGCAUGCCCGGUGACCUGGAGGCUGAGGUCGCCUGGGCGCAGUCCGUCCACAGUGACAUCGAGAGACAUCAGCCCCAGCUGCAGGCGGUGGUGGACCUUGCAGAGGCCCUGAAGGCGGUGCUGAAGGGCAACGGAGGCUUAGUGGACGACAAAGUCAGCCUGUUGCACUGCAACUGGAUUGCUGUCACAUCCAGAGCAGAGGAAUGGCUCAACUUGCUGCUGGAUUACCAGCAGCAGAUGCAAAAGUUAGACGGAGAGAUUAAGGAAGUGAAUGAAUGGAUUGACGGAGCAGAGAGAAAGAUGGACGAAAUAGACAAUCAGGGUCCCAAUGAUGCUGUGCUGAAGGUGUUGCGUGGUGAGCUGGAGCUGACCAAAGGGAAGAUGGAGGAAGUUAGAGAACUGGCACAGGAGCUCAUGUCCACCAGAGGAGAGAACUGCCAGGCCCAAGUAGGACCCAGAAUGGAGCAGCUCAACCAGAGGUUCGACAUCAUCUCUCAAAGGAUCACCUCUGGUUUGACGGCAGCGUCAGCCAGGGAGCUUGAACAGUACCACAGCGAAGUACGGGUCUGGCUUGAACUGCUGGAGGAGGAAGCCAAACAGGGAGAGAACCUAAAGGAGGAGGACUUCCAAGAGGACAAGAAUUGUGAAGAGGGCGCCGUGCAAGAGUUGCUGUUGAAAGGGGAGAACCUGCAAAAGAGAGCCCCAGAUCGAGACAAGCGAGAGCACAUAAGACAGAAACACAGCCAGCUCAACAACAAAUACAACACUGUAAAGGACCUGCGUAUCCUGAGGAAUAGAAAGGCUCUGGCCAUCGCUCCCCAGUGGUACCAAUACAGAAGGAAAUCCCAUGACCUCAUGGCCUGGCUGGACGACAUCCAGCGCAGCGUGGACCAACUUCCUGACCCACCUGAGGGAGAGCGGGUCAAGGAAAUUGGCUCAGAGUUCGACAAGAAGAAGGAGGAGCUUAAGGAGGUGCAGGGCUUAGCCAAUCAACUCUCACAGGCUGGAGCCGCCAAUCUAGUGGAGCCUCACCAACUCCAGCUCAACACCCGCUGGGUUGAGGUGGAGGGCAAGUUCAUACCCUUCAAAAGACGAUGUGAGUACCUGACAGAGCUCCAGGCGCUGCUGCGUUCGGUGUCAGAGACGGACUUCAAGCUGAACUCUCCUGAAUACUGGCCUGCAGCGUAUUAUAACCUGCCGCAGCAAGAGCACUGCCUGAAGGUCAGCACUGCCGCCGAGAUGCUGCGUAGGAAGGUCUACCAAGUUCAGGAGCUCCAGACGGAGGUGGACAGCCAUGAAGAGCUGUAUCACUCCCUGGAUGAGAAUGGCCAGAGGAUCCUAACCUCUCUGAGGGACCCUGAGGACCGGGUUGUGCUCCAGAGACGUCUGGACAACAUGAGGCAGCGCUGGAACGACCUGCGCAGCAAGACUCUCAGCAUGAGGUCACAGCUGGACUCCGACAUGGCUCCCUGGAAGAGGCUCCACAUGUCACUGCAGGAGCUGCUGAACUGGCUAAGGCUCAAGAGUCAGCAGCUGGAGCAGGAGAAGCCUGUAGGGGGCGACGUUCCCGCCGUGCAGACCCAGCUGGAUACCCACAGAGGGUUCAAAAUGGAGCUCAGAGCCAAGGAUCCGGUGGUGACCAAGGCUCUUGAUGAUGUGGGAUUCUUCCUGUCCGAACUGCCUAGAGAGUCACCAUCACCUGAACUGAGAGACAUCAGCCCGGAGGAGCGUGCUCAGAACGUGGGCCGAGUGUUGCGCAAAGAGGCAGACGAUGUGGUGAGCCGGUGGGACCUGCUCAACGUCGACUCGGCCGACUGGCAGAGGAGGUUGGAGUUGGCCCUGGACAGACUGAUGGAGCUUCAGGAAGCAGAAGACCUGCUGGACAAACAGCUGAAGCAGGCGGAGAUGGUGAAGCAGGGCUGGGAACCUGUAGGGGAACUGCUGAUUGACUCCUUACCUGAGCACAUCAGUAGAGUCAAGGAGUUCCAGGAAGAAAUAGCUCUGAUUAAGGACGAUGUGACACACAUGAACCAUUUGGCAUCCACGUUCGAUCCAUCUGACAUCCAGUUGUCUCCUAGCAACCUGGAACGCAUUGAAGACCUCAACACGCGCUGGAGACUGCUUCAAAUAUCUGUCAAAGAACAUCUGAAGCAGCUGACAGACGCUCACACAGACUUCUGCCUUUCUCAAGGAUCAGUAGAAAGACCGUUCGAGCAGGGCAUCUCUCCAAACAAUGUGCCCUAUUAUAUCAACCACCAGACCCAGACGACAUGCUGGGACCAUCCCAAGAUGACGGAGCUCUACCAGUCUCUGGCCGACCUGAACAACGUUCGGUUCUCGGCCUACCGCACAGCCAUGAAGCUGAGGCGCCUGCAGAAAGCUCUCUGCUUGGACCUGCUGAGCAUGCAGACGGCGUGCGAGGUGUUCGAGCAGCACACCCUGAAGCAGAACGAGCAGCUGCUAGACAUCUCCCAGCUGGUGGCCUGCCUCACCAGCCUGUACCAGCGGCUGGAGCAGAGCCACUCCCACCUGGUCAACAUCCAGCUGAGCGUGGACAUGUGCCUCAACUGGCUGCUCAACGUCUACGACACCGGGCGCACUGGGAAGAUUCGGACUCUGUCGUUCAAAACUGGAAUCAUCUCGCUUUGCAAAGCCCACCUGGAGGAUAAAUACCGAUUUUUGUUCCGACAGGUCGCCAGCGCCACGGGUUUUUGUGACCAGCGCCGUUUGGGCCUCCUCCUCCACGACUCCAUCCAGAUCCCCCGGCAGCUCGGCGAGGUGGCGUCCUUCGGCGGCUCCAACAUCGAGCCCUCGGUCCGCAGCUGCUUCCAGUUUGCCAACAACAAACCUGAGCUGGAGGCCUCCAUGUUCCUGGACUGGAUGCGUCUGGAGCCUCAGUCUAUGGUUUGGCUCCCGGUCCUGCACCGGGUCGCGGCUGCAGAAACCGCCAAGCACCAAGCCAAGUGCAAUAUCUGCAAGGAGUGUCCCAUCAUUGGGUUCAGAUAUCGGAGCCUGAAACAUUUCAACUAUGACAUUUGCCAAAGCUGCUUCUUCUCUGGCCGCGUUGCCAAGGGACACAAGAUGCAAUACCCCAUGGUGGAAUACUGCACUCCGACCACAUCAGGGGAGGAUGUGCGUGAUUUUGCCAAGGUGCUGAAGAACAAAUUCAGGACCAAGCGCUACUUUGCCAAACACCCACGCAUGGGCUACCUGCCCGUCCAGACCAUCCUGGAGGGGGACAACAUGGAAACUCCCGUCACUCUGAUCAACUUCUGGCCUGUAGACCAUGCGCCUGGAUCGUCCCCUCAACUCUCUCACGACGACACACAUUCUCGGAUCGAGCACUACGCCAACCGGUUAGCUGAAAUGGAGAACCGUAAUGGCUCUUAUCUGAAUGACAGUAUCUCACCCAAUGAGAGCAUCGAUGACGAGCACAUGUUGAUCCAGCACUACUGCCAGUCUCUGAACCAAGGCUCUCCUCUCAGUCAGCCCCGCAGCCCCGCCCAGAUCCUCAUCUCCAUGGAAACAGAGGAGAAGGGAGAGCUGGAGAGGGUCCUGGGUGACCUGGAGCAGGAGAACAGGAAGCUGCAGGCCGAGUAUGACCGUUUGAAAAAAGCCCACGACAGGAAAGGUCUGUCCCCUCUGCCUUCGCCGCCCGAGAUGCUCCCGGUGUCGCCGCAGAGCGCUCGAGACGCCGAGCUCAUCGCCGAGGCCAAGCUACUGCGGCAGCACAAAGGUCGCCUGGAGGCCCGCAUGCAGAUACUGGAGGACCACAACAAACAGCUGGAGUCCCAGCUGCACAGGCUGAGGCAGCUUCUGGAGCAGACGGAUUCCAAGGUGAAUGGCACGGCCCUCUCCUCCCCCUCCACCUCCUCCCAGCGCUCCGACUCGUCCCUGCCGCUGCUGCGCGUGGCAGCCAGCCAGACUACUGACACAAUGGGCGAUGAUGAGUUUUCCAGUCCUUCCCAAGAUGCAUCUGGCCUGGAGGAAGUGGUGGAGCAGCUCAACAACACUUUCCCUCACAGCCAGGGUCCCAGCAUCGGCAGCCUGUUCCACAUGGCGGACGAUCUGGGCCGCGUCAUGGAGUCACUGGUCAGCGCCAUGACCGCCGAGCGCAGCGUGGAACUCCUGCGUCCUUUUUGAUCCCCCCUCCAUCGUACCGCAUGCUUUUCUAGUCGAAACAACUGGAUUGGAACCCGUUUACACAGAGAAUAUAAUGUCUAUUUUUGUGAAGGAUUGCAGUUAAAGCAACAAGUACAAAAAAAAAAAAAAAUCUAAGAUUUGAGUAGUUUCUUAAAACAUCCUGUUUUAUUGUUAAAAGGAGCUGGUUUUUAAACUUCUAUGCAAUUGUACAAAACGAGAAGCGGGGUUGAGAAACAGAGACGGCGUCUUCAGUGUCCUCGUAUAUUUGCUAUCUCUUUCUAACUGGGGAAACGAGCUGAAGCAUUUCUCACUAGAUUCUAACGAUUGUAACAAUGAGGGUGUUUUCUAAGAGGCAGUUCUCUUUGUGUGUGUGUGAGUGUGUGGUGCCUAAAACUUCAUAACAGUUUGUUGGUUUUUUUUGGAGGGGAGGGAUGCUACUUUUUAGAAACUGGAUGGAUAUUAAUACCCAAUACAAGCUCUGAUGAUCCUAAUAACAGUAAAGCAAAGUUUAAAAGAAAGAAAGAAAAAGACCUCACACACCAUCAUUGCAUCAAGAAGAGUUACUAGAGGGCACUGUUUAGUUUACUCCCCUCAUCUGAACAAAGGUUGUUUUGGUUUUUUUUUUUACUUUUUACUUGGUAGACAAAUUCAACACGUUGAUUUGCAGCUGAUCACAAAUCUUACAUUUGUAAGAACUACAAAUGCGUCAUUUCCCUAAAAGGUCAGAUUUCUGGCUUGGCUGCAUCAACAUGUUAAAUUCUCCAAAGGUCAAAGUGUUCAAGUGCAGACCAAAUUUUGAUCAGAUGUAUUUUUUCCAUCAUCUCAAGCAGAACAAUGAAUCUGCUCCCAUUUUGCACAGAGACAGAAAAGUCUUCCGCAGUUUAGAAACUUUUAACGGUCAAAGCCUUGAUCCAUGCGGCAGAGGAACAUUUUAACUGUUUGAUUUCCACUACCUGUUAUUAACUUAACCUCAGGUGAAGUUUGGAUGUUAAUUUGACCUCUAAUCAGUUCCACACUCCAAGAUUAGUAAAAAUCAUAAAGAUAUUUCUAAUUGAACACUGGUGGACGCUGAAUGUUCUGUCGAGCCUAAUCUGGUUUUUUGUGUUACAUUUUGUCUUUGGUUCAAAGCAAGUUGGUUUCGUUCUGUGUGAGGAAUUCUGAAAUUAACGUGCGACUAAAAGAAAAAAAAAUUAUUUUUUUCAUCAGAUUCCUGCAGCAUUACCCAGUGAGUUUGAAAUUUUGACCCAAGUUGAUUUCUUUAAUUUUCUAUUUCAAAGAAUGUCAUUUUCACCUAAUUUUUUCAAAUAAUACGUCGGUACUUCACAACAUAUCAUCAAAUGUAUGCCUUACUACUGUACUAUAAAAUGCUUUACUGUAUACCAAUAAAGCAUGCCGUUAUGUUGAC
Messenger RNA from Xiphophorus hellerii (green swordtail), 10603 nucleotides. RefSeq names its product dystrophin-like. The transcript is spliced from 70 exons. Lineage: Eukaryota; Metazoa; Chordata; Actinopteri; Cyprinodontiformes; Poeciliidae. The coding region runs from base 181 to 9198 and encodes 3005 amino acids. Gene Ontology annotation, biological process: synaptic signaling. Gene Ontology annotation, molecular function: zinc ion binding; protein binding. The record is from RefSeq and is a predicted model, not a curated record. Gene Ontology annotation, cellular component: plasma membrane.